Homo sapiens (human) is the source of this 1058-nucleotide messenger RNA. It is a transcript of the gene BORCS8, whose product is annotated as BLOC-1 related complex subunit 8. Gene Ontology annotation, cellular component: lysosomal membrane. The transcript has 4 exons. The record is from RefSeq and is marked validated. NCBI's taxonomy places the organism in Eukaryota, Metazoa, Chordata, Mammalia, Primates, Hominidae. The coding region runs from base 36 to 365 and encodes 109 amino acids.
GGUGCCGUUUCCCGGUUCGCUCGGCCGCGGUCGCUAUGGAGGAGCCGGAGAUGCAGCUCAAGGGGAAGAAAGUCACGGACAAGUUCACUGAGAGCGUCUACGUCCUGGCCAACGAGCCAUCCGUGGCCCUGUACCGGCUGCAGGAGCAUGUGCGUCGCUCCCUCCCCGAGCUGGCCCAGCACAAGGCAGACAUGCAGCGUUGGGAGGAGCAGAGCCAGGGAGCCAUCUACACUGUGGAGUACGCCUGCAGCGCCGUGAAGAACCUGGUGGACAGCAGCGUCUACUUCCGCAGCGUGGAGGGUCUGCUCAAACAGGCCAUCAGCAUCCGGGACCAUAUGAAUGCCAGUGCCCAGGGCCACAGGUAGCUCCUGGGACCGCCCGCCCCCACUGCCACUCCCAGCUGCAAGGACCGUCUCUCAGCUGCGCUGGGAACCGCUGCUUCUCGCUUAUUAGAAAACUGUCUCUUUCCUUUUGUCCUGGUGUCUGGUGACCUCCUCUUGUCCUGUGGCAUCUAUAACCUGAGUUCAGUCACUUAAUACCGAGGUCCUGCGCUCUGCUGUGUGCCUGGCCCUGGGCUGGGCACUGGGGACAUAGCAGUGACCGAGACAGACAGGCUCACAAGGAGACAUACGACAACCAGGUAAACAUGGCAGACAAGAGCAUGUCAGAUGCGCUGUGAAGAACACUGCGGGGCCCCUCCUAGGAGGUGGCAUGAGUUACAUGCAGACAGAGACGAUCCGGGGGCAGACGGAGUUCCAUGUGGGGCAGUGGUGAGGGCAGACGCUCUGGGGCUGGGAUCCCUGGGAGUGUUCGAGAAGCACCGAGAAGGCUUCUGUGGCUGGAGCCGGCCAGCUGGGGGAGAUGGGGCCAGGGAGAUGGCAGGGGCCUCUCCCUGUCCCAGGACCCAGAGCCAAGGGAGGCUUUAAGCCCAGGACCAGGGGUCUGAAAACGAAAAGCACUCACAGUCCUUGAACAUUGGAAAGAGAAUUUUUGAAGAGUAGCCCUUCUUUUUGUUUUUGUUGGCAUUCUAAGUUAAUAAACACGCUUAUGAACACACA